AUGGCAACACUAACACACCUGCAGAUUAUCAUCGGCGUCGAUACCAAAGAUCUAGGCACCAAAAAUGUAUUGGCUGCUGCCGCAUUUUUCGGCGUCGCAUACGAUUUCAAAAUUGCAAAGGGUGGAUGCUGCGGAUCUGAGGGAAGGAAGGAUGAAUUCAGCGAACUGAAGCCUUCUGUAAGCGUAGAACUUUGUGGAGGCCUAGGAACAUUCUGUGGAGCACUCUCUAUAUGCCGCCAUUUCAUGGAACAACACAAAAAGGGGGACUCAGCUGAAGAACUAUUCAAACGCAGUGACGCAACCUCGUGGAUCGAGUUCUUCUACGAAAGACUAGAUGUUGGAAGCCGAUGCCCAGCAGUCACGAAAGUUGAUGCUUCCAGCACCUCAGACCUCGCAAAAUGCCUCAAGACCAUUGACGCCUUCCUGCUAUCACGCACAUUCCUUGUCGGUGAGGCAAUCACUGUUGCCGAUAUUGUAUGCGCCGUGACAGUGGAACAUCUGGUUGCCAUCGGAAAGCUUGAUGCCCACUUCUUGGAGAAAUCACUAGGUAGCCUCGCUCGUUUGAUACGUACCGUCAAGGAACAGGAUGCCUUCGUUGCAUACACCAAGAAGCUAGGAUCACUGGAAUCUGGAGCAGCGGAAGAAUCCUCAUUCGUCGUAGACACAUGGAAAAAAACAUACAGCAACUGCAAGGGUGACCUAGAAAAGGAAGUGAUGCCCUGGCUAUGGGAAAAUGUCGACUACGACAACUGGAGCUUCUACUUCAUGAAGUACAACAAACUAGAAGAUGAAUGCACUUCGGAUAUCUUCACAUCCAACAUGUUGAGUGGAUUCCUACAACGGUUCGAGCCUGAGUUCAGACGUAUCUCAUUCGGUGUUAUUAAUGUCAUGGGAUCCAACGGAUGCUUUGACAUCAAGGGUGUAUGGCUCAUCAAGGGCAAAGAGCUUCCACCAAGUGUUACCGAACACCCAUCGUUCGAGUUCCACACGUUCACCAAACUCGAUGCUAAGAACGAAGCAGACCGCAAGGUAAUCACCAACUACUUCUGCGCAGAGGAUUCCAUCGAUGGUGUGGCUAUUGCCGAUGCCAAGGUAUGGAAGUAA
Molecule: messenger RNA, 1104 nt
Organism: Babesia sp. Xinjiang
Lineage: Eukaryota; Apicomplexa; Aconoidasida; Piroplasmida; Babesiidae
Product: putative elongation factor 1-gamma 2
Exons: 1
Coding region: 1-1104 (367 amino acids)
Biological process (GO): translational elongation
Cellular component (GO): nucleus; cytoplasm
Molecular function (GO): translation elongation factor activity
Source: RefSeq, a predicted model, not a curated record